UCAGGACUGACAAGCCACCCCAGUCAACCAGUUCCUUAACAACCCUUGAGUAGAGCAGACAGACUACCCAGAGGACAGACAUAUAGACAGAGACCAACAGACAGUGAGAGGGACAGAAUAUGCUCUUCCUAGCCCUUUUCCUGGGCAUCAUGCUCUGCACAGCCCAAGAGCGAAGUCCUCCAGUGAUCAAGCUGAACUCUGUGUUGCUGUGGGAGGCUGAGAAGACUUUGCAUUUAGGAACGUCGUUCACCUUGACCUGUGAGGGGGACAGCACAGCCACCUGGUCUACCACAGCGUUCAAAAAGAGGAACACUAAACAGGGGAGUAUGAUUUCCACCAGGCACCUUACAGCAGACUACACUGGCACAUACAAGUGUGUGUAUGACAACCAACCAGACCUGUUCUCAGAGGUCCACAUCUAUGUGAAAGAUCCCAUUAAUGUUCUGGUAACCCCCCGCAACAUGAGAGAUGUUAAGGAGGGCGGGGAUCUUCUCCUCUGUCAGCUGACAGACCCCAGUGCCACAGACCUGUCCCUCCGUAUGGCCAACGGAGACCCAACACCCCCCGACAUGAACUACACUGUCAAUCCCAGGAGAGGGAUCCUCAUCAGACACCUUCUGACCAGCCACAGUGCAAACUACAUCUGCAGCGCAAAGAUCAAUGGGGUCACAACACGCUCCAAAGACAUCAACAUCAAUGUCGUUCAAAGGUUGCGUUGGCCACCGUCUGUGUUAAUUGAGGUAGAUGGGUAUGUUAGUAUUGUUGGAGAGGAGCUCCUCAUCCCCUGCAUCACCAGUAACCCUAACCACUUCUACAACAUCACCUGGAAACACUCCUCCCUCAAAGCAUUGAACUUCUUACAAAAAGUAAUGCAGGACAAGCAGGUCCACAUCACCAGUACUGUGACUAUCCCGGCUGUGACCAUGUCUGACACAGGAAACUUCACCUGUACAGCCAUGAAUGAGGCUGGGGCCAACACAUCCACCACCUACCUGCAGGUCGUAGACGAGCCUUACAUUAGGUUCAUACCCCGCCUGUCACCCAAUCUAUACCAAAAUGGCUCCUUAGUCAAUGUGAAAGAAGGGGAGAACCUUGAGAUAAGCAUUCUGAUCGAGGCCUAUCCCCAAAUCAAGGAGCAUUGGUGGGACGUGCCCAUGUCUCACAGUCACAACAUCUCCACUCAUGGCGACACAUGGACCGCCCAAGACAAUUACAGGUACGAGAGCAGCCUGCUGCUACACAGAGUCAGGUCUGAGGAGAGGGGCCAGUACACCCUCCACACCAGGAGCACGCGCCUCAACAGCUCCAUCACCUUCAAUAUCCAAGUCUACCAGAAACCCAGUGCCAUGCUCAGACUGAAGAAUUCUACCACCCUGACCUGCACCUCCUCUGGAUACCCAGCUCCCACAAUCCUCUGGUACCAGUGCCCAGGAAUACAAAGCACGUGUGAUGCGGACAAUGACACCGUGGAGGUGCACCCUCUCUUCACCAGCACCAUGGAGGUGCAGAGUGAGCUGACCCUCAGUCCCUCAACUGAGGAGGUCACAGUGGAGUGUGUCACCUUUAACUUUGCUGGCAAAAAUCGGGUCACCUUCGUAUCGCAUGUUCUUGCUGCCACUCCAACAUUUGUAAUGUCCGAGCUGUUCACCCCCACUCUCAUUGGAGCCACCAGCACAGCAGCCCUUCUGUUCCUACUGCUUGUCAUCGUUCUGUACAAAUACAAGCAGAAACCCAAAUAUGAAGUCCGGUGGAAGAUCAUCGAGGCCAAUGAUGGGAAUAACUACACCUUUAUUGACCCUACACAACUUCCGUAUAACAAGAAGUGGGAGUUCCCUCGUGAUAAGCUGAGGCUUGGCCAGAUUCUGGGAGCAGGGGCUUUUGGGAAAGUUGUGGAGGCCACUGCCUAUGGUCUGGGGACCGAUGACAACAGGACCACCCGUGUGGCAGUAAAGAUGCUCAAGCCAGCAAGCGCCCACUCAGAGGAGAGAGAAGCUCUGAUGUCAGAACUGAAGAUCCUCAGUCACCUGGGAUGUCAUGACAACAUUGUUAACCUGUUGGGGGCGUGUACUCAAGGAGGCCCAAUGCUGAUGAUCACAGAGUACUGUAGCCAUGGCGACCUGCUGAACUUCCUGCGUAGCAAGGCCAAGCUGUUCCUGGACUCCAUCCUGAGUGGACCAGGGGUUCCAGAGGUUCCAGGGGAUAGUGAUCACUACAAGAACACAUCUAGCCAGGAGUCUCGUGUCAGGAGUGACAGUGGGAUCUCCUGCUCCAGCUCAGACAACUACCAGGCCAUGCAUCCAGCGCAGAGGCCCAAAUACGGCCCUAUGGGUUCUUUAUGUGAGGAUCCAGAGACAGACACCUGGUCGCUGGACAUAGAAGACUUGUUGAGGGUCUCCUAUCAGGUGGCUCAGGGAAUGGACUUCCUUGCAUCCAAAAAUUGCAUUCACAGGGACGUGGCCGCUAGGAACGUCCUGUUGACCGAUGGCCACGUGGCUAAGAUCUGCGACUUUGGGCUCGCUCGAGACAUCGAGAAUGACUCCAACUAUGUGGUGAAAGGAAAUGCCCGUCUGCCAGUGAAGUGGAUGGCCCCCGAGAGCAUCUUUGACUGUGUGUACACAGUGCAGAGUGAUGUCUGGUCCUAUGGGAUACUGCUGUGGGAGGUCUUCUCUCUGGGUAAGAGCCCAUACCCUAAUAUUGUGGUGGACACCCGGUUUUACAAGAUGAUCAAAGAUGGAUGCCACAUGUCACAGCCGGACUUUGCCCCUCCAGAGAUAUACACCAUCAUGAAGAUGUGUUGGAACAUGGAACCAACAGUGCGUCCAACCUUCAGUACCAUUGGCCAGCUUAUCCAGAGUCUACUGCCUGACCAGCCAGACCAGACCUACAGGAAUGUGCAGGACAAGACGCCACAGCAGGAGGCAGGAGAGCAGAGUGACCAAACUAAGAUUAGUGAGGAUUGUGAUCAGACACUGAACCAUGAAGAAGAGGAAAAGCCCCUGAUGAGGAAUAACAACUACCAGUUCUGCUGAGAGCACAUCAGGCCAUCCUCCAUUACUAUACAUUCAUAGGUGACUGUCUGCCAGUCAUAGCCAAGAGUUGGAUGCACUAGACACACCAAAUUAUCCAAAUGUCUUGACUCUCAUUGUAGAGAACAUGGUUUUAGUGUCAUAUAGUACCUUUUUUACGAAGUACAAAGUCAAGUUCCAGUAAGCAACAACAGUUUUAAAAGGAAGUAAGCGUGUAUGCCUUCAACAUUUUAUGUACAGAAAAUGACCAUAAACCCAGACAUUAUUCUACGCAUUUAACUUUUAUAUUUACACAGAUCAAGAUAUUUUACAAACUCUGAUCGGACUGUGACAACUUAAUGCCAGUAGCGAUGCGUGGGUAAAAUCCCUAGGGAACCCGAGUCAGGGGAAAAAAAGCCAUAUUACAACCUAUGUGUUGUGAUAAUUGCAUUAUUUGCUCUAUAACCUGUUAGUUCAUAUGCCUUGACACCGUGAUAUAUAGGUCUAAGGCCGAGACAAUAAGAAGAUACAGUGGAAGAAUUAUUUCAACCACACCUUUUUUUCAUCACAAAACCAGAGAGCAACCGCUGUCCUCUGUUUGUGCAACUAGAAAAAAACAUGUCUCACCCUACUUGUAGAGAAACGCCAACGCCAUCCUCCUCUCUUCCAUGUUGAGGAAACGGUCUAUGACUCUGUCAUACAGUACACGCUUUUAGUUUUAGUUGUCCUAGGCUACCUGGCUAAAAUGUUUGCUCGCUAGCCUAACAAUGACUCAAUGUGAUGCAACAAUUCAAGUUGUUUCUGUCAAUGACGUUUUGCUUUUGAGGAUGUUAUUUGUGUGAAGCAAAUCCAAGCUGGCUUCCCUUGACACUUUUUCUUUGGUGCGCCAGGACCAUUCACAGUUGAGCUCACUCAGUUUAGCUCACCGCCGAUUGGUUAUUAUUUCAUUUGAAUUUUUAUCAAGGGAGGCCAAAUGCUUGCUGUAUUCCCUUGCAUUCAAUGCUACGGGCGGCAACAAUGUCAUACUCUUUUUCACCAGACAGCAUCAGAUAGAUGGGCUACACAUACAGAGGCAGAGGGGCGCUGUUUGGCUCACUCGGAUGCUUUCUCUGGAGGGACACAUUCAGCCUCUUGCGACUUGAAAGAAAAUGAUGAAACAGAUGAAAGGAAAUGAUUUUAUGUUUUUUUCUUGGUAAGUUUUUUGGUGAAGCCUGCCAUGAAUACUGCUUCGUGAGCCACUGCUUAAUGCAUCUCUUUAAAAAUGAUUGGAGAAUGGAGCCACUUACAUAUGCAGUUUCAUUUGUUUCCAAUACUCACAAAGUUCUCAACACCAGUUUUACUGAACUGAGAUCAACGUUUCAAUAUGCCUAAGUAACACAAGACAUAGUUACUGCGAAAACGUUUUUAUUUUAUGGUGGGCAGUCAAUAACUUUUGUGUUUUGUGUUUAGCCAGUGUGUAGCCUUGGCUCACAAUUUAUUUUGAGCACGUUUUGCUGUUUUGGAGAUUCGUUUUGGUUGGGCUCGUUCCAAGGGGAUGAGAGUCAAAAGUUUGGACACACCUACUCAUUCAAGGGUUUUUCUUUAUUUGUACUAUUUUCUACAUUGUAGAAUAAUAGUGAUGACAUCAAAACUAUGAAAUAACACAUAUGGAAUCAUGUAGUAACCAAAAAAGUGUUUAUAUUUCAGAUUCUUCAAAGUAGCCAAACUUUGCCUUGGUGACAGCUUUGCACAAUCUUGGCAUUCUCUCAACCAAGUGUGCCUUGUUAAAAGUUAAUUUGUGGAAUUUCUUUUUUUGUUUGUUUGAGCCAAUCAGUUGUGUUGUGAAAAGGUAGGGGUGGUACACAGAAGAUAGCCCUAUUUUGUAAAAGACCAAGUCCAUAUUAUGUCAAGAACAGCUCAAAUAAGCAAAGAGAAAUGACAGUCCAUCAUUACUUUAAGACAUGAAGGUCAGUCAAUCAGGAACAUUUCAAAAACUUGAUUUGUUUAACACUUUUUUGGUUACUACAUGAUUCCAUGUGUGUUAUUUCAUAGUUUUGAUGUCUUCACUAUUAUUCUACAAUGUAGAAAAUAGUAAAAAUAAAGAAAAACCCUUGAAUAAGUAGGUGUGUCCAACCUUGUGACUGGUACUGUAGGUAUAUUAUUAUGAAUUGUAGCAACAUAUUUUCCCUAUUAAAAGUGCUUGUAAUAAUGUAACAAAACAAUUACUGUAUUUUUGGUCUUGACUUGAGUGUAAGAACAUUUUACCAAUACAUGGAAAUGUACUGUAAGUAUGUAAUCAAAUAAAAAGGUUCAAAUUCA
Salvelinus fontinalis (brook trout) is the source of this 5303-nucleotide messenger RNA. RefSeq names its product macrophage colony-stimulating factor 1 receptor 1-like. NCBI's taxonomy places the organism in Eukaryota, Metazoa, Chordata, Actinopteri, Salmoniformes, Salmonidae. Gene Ontology annotation, cellular component: CSF1-CSF1R complex; signaling receptor complex. The transcript is spliced from 21 exons. The record is from RefSeq and is a predicted model, not a curated record. Gene Ontology annotation, biological process: positive regulation of kinase activity; cytokine-mediated signaling pathway; protein phosphorylation. Gene Ontology annotation, molecular function: macrophage colony-stimulating factor receptor activity; cytokine binding; ATP binding. The coding region runs from base 120 to 3029 and encodes 969 amino acids.